Knipowitschia caucasica is the source of this 480-nucleotide messenger RNA. Lineage: Eukaryota; Metazoa; Chordata; Actinopteri; Gobiiformes; Gobiidae. The record is from the annotation of a GenBank genome assembly.
AUGGGUGCCUCGUCCGGCGCUAAGGAUCCUCCCCUGAUGUGGCGCGACAGCCCUGACGUACCGCUCACCUGGGGAUGUGGCCUCACGCCAGAUGUGGCCCCCGCCCCUGAGUCCUUCAUCCCUGAUUCCCGCACCCUGAGUCCCCAACCUGACGUCCCCCUCACCCCUGAUGUCCCUCACGCUGUUGUGCCUCACCCCCUGAUGUCCCUCACGCCUGAAUGUGCCUCACCCCUGGAUGUCCAUCACCCUGAUGUCCCCCCCCACCCUGGAUGUUCCCACAGCCCUGAUCUUCCCCUCACCCCUGAUUCAGAAAGGGAGAAUGAUGGUCGUAUAUGGCGACGCAAUCAGCUAAAGCACCUCCUCAGCGAUGCUCCCGUCGCGGAGGACAACGAUGGGGGGGGGGGGGGGGGGGGGGGGGGGGGGUGGGGGGGGGGGGGGGGGGGGGGGGGGGUGGGGGGGGGGGGGGGAAGCACAGAGUGA